CAUUUACAGAAACAAUAAUAAGUUGGUGUAUCAAUCCUUGGAUUAUAUCUGUAAAAAUAAGAAUGGCUAUAUUAAGGAUCAUUCAUGAUUAUAUUUCAGAUAUAAUGGCAUUUUAUUAUCCAUCCAUGUUUAAUAAUUUAAGUAAUCUUUGUUUUUCAGAUCAG
Funneliformis geosporum is the source of this 164-nucleotide messenger RNA. NCBI's taxonomy places the organism in Eukaryota, Fungi, Glomeromycota, Glomeromycetes, Glomerales, Glomeraceae. The record is from the annotation of a GenBank genome assembly.